Messenger RNA from Thunnus maccoyii (southern bluefin tuna), 4497 nucleotides. It is a transcript of the gene phka1a, whose product is annotated as phosphorylase kinase, alpha 1a (muscle). NCBI's taxonomy places the organism in Eukaryota, Metazoa, Chordata, Actinopteri, Scombriformes, Scombridae. The record is from RefSeq and is a predicted model, not a curated record. The transcript is spliced from 33 exons. Gene Ontology annotation, molecular function: calmodulin binding. Gene Ontology annotation, cellular component: phosphorylase kinase complex. Gene Ontology annotation, biological process: glycogen metabolic process. Bases 216 to 3938 code for a protein of 1240 amino acids.
AUCGCGUACCGCAGCUUCAAGUUACACUUGCUGGACUUUCGUUGCUUGCCGCUGUUGACAGCUAGGCAGCAGCUUUCCUGGUUCUCUGUGAAAGCUGUGUUUCUUCUUUCGGCCUGCCGGACUUUCGAAAAAGAGCACCGAAAAAUGACAUUACAGUCGAGGAUUUAGUUAGUUUGUGUCCUUGAAUACUUGAAUUGAACCGUUGACUCGUCACCAUGAGAAGCAGGAGCAACUCCGGCGUUAAAUUGGACAACUAUGCCCGGAUAGUGCAGCAAACUAUCCUGCGGCACCAAGAUCCAGUAACGGGUCUUCUGCCAGCCAGCGGCGAUCAGCCAGAUGCCUGGGUCAGAGACAAUGUUUACGCCAUCGUGUCUGUGUGGGCCCUGAGCCUGGCCUACAGGAAGAACGCAGACAGGGAUGAAGACAAGGCCAAGGCCUACGAGCUGGAGCAGAGUGUGGUAAAGCUAAUGAGAGGAAUCCUUCAGUGUAUUAUGAGGCAGCUGGAUAAAGUGGAGAAGUUUAAAUACAGCAAAAGCACCUCGGACUCGCUCCACGCCAAGUACAACACCAAGACCUGCGCACCUAUUGUUGGAGACGACCAGUGGGGUCACCUACAGGUCGACGCCACCUCACUGUUCCUGCUCUUCCUCGCUCAGAUGACUGCAUCUGGUCUUCAUAUUGUCUACACCCAAGAUGAAGUGGACGUUGUUCAGAAUCUCAUGUUCUACAUUGAGGCAGCUUACAAAGUGGCUGAUUAUGGGAUGUGGGAAAGAGGGGACAAAACCAAUCAGGGCAUCACUGAGAUUAACGCCAGCUCUAUAGGCACAGCCAAGGCAGCUCUGGAGGCGUUGGAUGAACUCAACCUGUUUGGAGCAAAAGGAGGACCUGGAUCUGUGGUCCACGCCCUGGCUGAUGACAUACAGCACUGCCAGUCCAUCCUGACCUCCAUGUUACCCAGAGCAUCCAUCUCCAAAGAGGUGGAUGCCGGCGUCCUGGCCAUCCUCACCUACCCUGCCUUCGCUGUUGAGAACAUCGACAUAGUCAACAUGACCAAGGAGGAGAUCAUCUCUAAACUGCAGGGUCGAUAUGGCUGCUGCAGGUUUCUCAGAGACGGACAUAAAACACCAAAAGAGGAUCCAAACCGUCUGUAUUACGAGUCUGCUGAGCUGAAGCUGUUUGAGAACAUCGAGUGUGAGUGGCCACUGUUCUGGACCUACCUCAUACUGGAUGGCAUUUUUACCAACAGCCCUGAGCAGGUGCAAGAGUACCAGGAGGCUCUGGAAGGCAUCCUGAUCAAGCAGAAAGACGGGAUACGACUGUUCCCAGAGCUCUACAGUGUCCCUCCAGAAAAGGUGGAGGAGGAGUAUGAAAACCCUCACUCUGUGGAGAGGGUUCCUAUGGGAAAAUUACCUCUGAAAUGGGGACAGUCUCUGUACGUCCUCGGAAACCUUCUGAGUGACGGUUUUCUUGCCCCUGGAGAGAUUGACCCUCUUAACCGACGUUUCUCCACCAUCCCCAAGCCUGAUGUAGUCGUACAAGUGUCCAUUCUGGCAGAGACUGAGGAGAUUAAACGAAUGCUGAUGAGGAACGGUAUCGAGGUGGAGGCUGUGGCUGACAUCCAUCCCAUCCACCUCCAGCCCUCCAGAGUCCUCAGCCACAUCUACGCCAGACUCGGUCGUAACCCGAGGCUCGGUCUGACGGGACGACCCUACAGGAGAAUAGGAGUGCUGGGAACCUCCAAGUUCUACAUCAUCAGAAACAGCGUGUUCGCAUUCACACCUCAGUUCAUCGACCACCAGCAGUUCUAUCUGGCGUUGGACAACAAAAUGAUCGUGGAGAUGCUGAGGACAGAAAUCGCCUACCUGGCAUCAAGGUGGAGGAUGACCGGACGACCCACCAUCACUCUCCCCAUUUCACAGAAUAUGCUGACUGCGGACCACUCAGAGGUGGACCCUGCAGUCUUGGCUACACUGAAGAAGUUACAGGAUGGAUACUACGGAGGGGCAAGGAUCCAGACGGGAAAGCUGUCGGAGUUCUUGACCACUUCCUGUUUGGCUCACCUCAGCUUCCUGGACGGUAAGGGUACUGGCAGCAUGGUCCGGCACGACGCAGAGUAUGAUGAUGGUGAUGAUGAUGAUGAUGAUGAUGGGAGUGACGGCGAUGGAUACGUGCAUGAGUUACGUUGUGACGAUGAGGCUGACGACCUGGCCCAGUACCUGGACCACCUGUUGGCCCAGUCUGCUCCCAAGAAGCCCAAACGGAAGUUGGGGGCGUUGGGGAAGUUCAAGGCUCUGGCCAACAAAACUAAGGAGAUGGUGUCUCUGAUGAAAACUGCUCAGGACCUCGACAUUCAGAAUGUCCAAAUGUACCUGCCGAACAAGUUGUUCCGCUCUGCUCAGCAGUCGCUGCACCUCCCAGAAAUCUCUGAACAGCAUCAGGCUCCAGAAGUGGCGGUCUCAGAGUGCGGCAUCCCCAGAGACGCCAGCGGAAACGUCGACCACGAGGCUUUGGUCCAUCUGCUGAAAGACACACACAGUCUCCAGGACCAGGCUGAUAUUCUCUACAUCCUCUUCAAAGACAAGGGUAAAGACUGGGACACACAACUUCACGGUAAAGGCUCCACGGUUCAAUCUCUGCUGACUGACCUUUACGAGAAGGCGGGCGAACUCAAACAGUGGGGACUUGUCAGGAUGAUGUCCGGCGUUCUGAAGAAGAAGGUUGAGGAGCUGGACUCGGCGUGCUCUGAUUUGCUGGCGCACCAGAAGCACCUGACAGUGGGUCUUCCUCCUGAACCCAGAGAGAAAACCAUCACAGCCCCCAUACCUCCAGACCAGCUGUCCGCCCUCAUCGACGAGGCCAGCGACAACAACAUCAGCGUCGCCAUCCUCACUCAGGAGAUCAUGGUGUACCUGGCUAUGAGCAUCAGGACUCAGCCCAAACUGUUCAGCGAGAUGUUCAGGCUCCGCAUCGGUCUCAUCAUCCAGGUCAUGGCUACUGAACUGGCGCAUUCGCUCAGCUGCUCAGGAGACGAGGCUACAGAGAGUUUGAUGAGUCUGAGUCCGUCCGAGCUGAAGAACCUUCUUCACCACAUCCUCAGCGGGAAAGAGUUCGGAGUGCAGCGCAGCGUGCGAGAGAAGGAACUUGGCAGCGCUGCCAUCUCCAUCCAUCACCUGGGUAACGUGGGCGCCACCAAGAGCGAGAGAGCCGGCAUCAGCAAACUGAAGAGCGACAUGAAGAUGGCGGAGCGCAGGUUGUCACUGAUGGAUCCUUCUAAGGAAUCCAGGCUGUCUGUAACAGAUCCAGUUAAUGAGAUGGAUCGCAGGGUCUCUCUGCCAGCCAUAGUUCAGGGGUACAGAAUUCCGUCGAUUGAAGCUCUGGAUGUUCCGGAGAGUACUCCCCAUGCCAAGGAUACCAGACACGGACAAUGGCUGCGCAGGAGACGUCUGGACGGAGCGUUGAACCGAGUCCCCGUCGGCUUCUACCAGAAAGUCUGGAAGAUCCUGCAGAAGUGUCAUGGUCUGUCCAUAGAGGGCUUUGUCCUUCCUGCUUCAACCACCAGAGAGAUGACCCCCGGCGAGAUCAAGUUCUCCGUCCAUGUGGAGACGGUUUUGAACCGCGUCCCCCAGCCUGAGUACAGACAGCUGCUGGUGGAGGCCAUCCUCGUCCUCACCAUGCUGGCCGAUGUAGAGAUCGAGAGCAUUGGCUCCGUCAUCCACGUGGAGAAGAUCGUCCACCUCGCCAACGACAUGUUCUUCAAGGAUCAGAAGGACCUAGGAGCAGAGCAGCACAUCCUGGAGAAGGACCCGUCCACCGGAGUGUGCAGGCUGCUGUACGACAGCGCCCCCAGCGGCCGCUUUGGCAGCAUGACCUACCUCACCAAAGCUGUGGCGGCGUACGUGCAGGACUUCCUGCCCAGCGAGUCGUGCGCUGUGCAGUGAGAGGACGCCGCAAAGCAGAGCAGAGCAGGGGGGUGAAACCACCUUAUACAACAUUUUUCACGUAAAAAUAACUACUUAAAUAGGAUCUGUUGCAUAUCGUCACUGUGUUUUAGAAACUGUCGGUCACUUAAAUGAGACACGUGUUACAGAAUAUUUCAUUUAUAAGUUAUGUGUGGAAAAAUCGUAAAAAGUCGUCUGAUCAAACAUCAACUCUAACAGCACACUCAUAUCAAUUUUUGACACAAAUAAAUCUAAAUAACUUAAGUUUCUUUUAAGAUAUCACUCUGAGUUUGUGUUUUAAUUGAGCAUUAACACAGGUUCACUGCCUGUCUCUAUGGCAACCUCCUCCUCUAAUCACCACACAAACUGUAGCAGCAAUUACCUCAGCGUCAGUAUCUGGCUGGUGUUAUUUGAUGUGUUUCUUACUGUAAAUAAAUCCCAUAAGACAAAAACCGACAAUGUGUUUGUCCAACUCUUAAAAUCUUUUUGACUCUGUUGGUUCCUACUGAACAUGUAAAUCUUUAAAAACAGGUCAUAAAUACAUAGUUUAAGUUUAAAA